This is a messenger RNA of Aedes aegypti (yellow fever mosquito), 4884 nucleotides long. Its product is annotated as probable multidrug resistance-associated protein lethal(2)03659. Gene Ontology annotation, cellular component: membrane. The record is from RefSeq and is a predicted model, not a curated record. The coding region runs from base 132 to 4199 and encodes 1355 amino acids. The transcript has 6 exons. Gene Ontology annotation, biological process: transmembrane transport. Gene Ontology annotation, molecular function: ATP hydrolysis activity; ATP binding; ABC-type transporter activity. NCBI's taxonomy places the organism in Eukaryota, Metazoa, Arthropoda, Insecta, Diptera, Culicidae.
GCAUGGAUGUUCGUCAUAACGUAAUUGGCGCUCAGCGUGGCAAGUUUCGCACACGUGCUCGGUCAUCCAGUUUGUUCGAUUUGGACUUUCACCUCGGAUUUUUAUUGCGGAUUACAUCGUAAGGCCACGACAUGCAUCGAGACAAGGACUUCAGCAAAUACAAAACCGAAAACCCGCUCCGAAGCGCGUCCUUCAUCUCGCAGCGAACCUUUUGGUGGCUGAAGGACAUCUUUCGGGCCGGUCAUCGCAAGGAGAUCACCGAGAAUAGCCUUUAUGCGGCGCUUCCCGAGCAUCGCAGUCAACGGUUGGCCGAUCAGUUCGAUCAGUUAUGGGCCGAAGAACUGCAAAGGCCACAGCCCAAGUUGCUACGUGCAUUAUGGCGAGGCUAUGGCAAAGCCACACUGCUCUGGGCAAUUCUGUACUCAUUGCUGGAAACGGCGAAUCUUGUUUCGCGUCCGCUCUUUCUCGGCGGACUGAUUUCGUACUUCUCGCCGAACCAGACUGAUACGAGUGAACGGGAAGCGUACGGUUAUGCGGCCGGCGUUAUCAUCUGUGCGCUGAUACCGGUUAUCACCUUCCAUCCAUACAUCUUAUUCAUCUUCCAAAUUGGUUUGAAACUACGCGUCGGGUGCUCUUGCCUUAUCUACGACAAGAGUCUAAAGCUCACCAGGUCGACAACCGCCGGCGAGGGGUUGAACGGCAUGAUCUUGAACUUGCUCACCAAUGACGUCAGCAAGUUCGAACCCGCCCUCGCCUUCAUCUAUAACCUGUGGAAGGGUCCCAUGGAGUCUCUGCUGAUCGGGUACCUCAUCUACACGGAACUUGGCUUUGCGGGGUUAUUGGGAAUGGCCUUCCUGCUCAGUUUCCUUCCAUUGCAGGCCUGGAUCGGGAAAAUGGCUGCAACCUUCCGAAUGCGGGCCGCUAAGCGGACGGAUGUUCGAGUUCGCUUCAUGAACGAAAUCAUUCGGGGGAUUCAGAUCAUCAAGAUGUACACCUGGGAGGACUCCUUCGCCAAAAUGGUUGGACAAGUUCGCCGGAAAGAAGUCAAUGCGCUACGUGGAAGUGCCUUCGUGAGAGCUACGCUUAUUUCAUUCUUUGUAGUGUCACGAAUCUCCGUGUUCCUUAGCUUGCUUUCGUUCAUCCACACGGGAAACGUGAUCACGGCUCGUAAAGUGUUUCUUGUGUCCAGUUAUUACAGCAUGCUGCACGAUUCGAUGGUUCAUUACUAUUCGCUGGCCAUAACGUUCUGCUCGGAGGCGUUGAUUUCCGUGAAGCGUAUUCAGGAGUUCCUGUUGACGCCAGAGGAGAAGGCCAAGACUGCGCAUGGAGCAGAUGAGGAGAAACAUCAGGAAGGUAAAGGAAGUGUGCUGAUCGAAGAUGAAGAGAAGAAGGCAAAGAACAAUAGAUUGGUGCCGAAUGGAGUGAUGAGCGAGGAAGAAGUGGAGAAGCUGUUACCGACAAAGCGAGUAGUGAGUUUGAACAGUGAUAAGAAGGGUAUAGUGAUGGUAGAUGUGAAGGCACGAUGGGUUGUCAGUGAGAACGAAUCAAACGUGGGAGUGACGUCAAUUAGCACAACAGUAGAAAGUGGGCGAUUAUGUGUGGUGAUAGGGUCGGUAGGUGCGGGAAAGACCUCGCUAUUGCAAGUGAUCUUAGGGGAGCUUGAGGAGGAUCAAGGGAUGCUGCAGAUCAAUGGGACGAUUAGUUAUGCAGCGCAAGAACCGUGGCUGUUCGAGAGUAGUGUUCGAAACAAUAUUCUAUUCGUCGAGGAGUACGACGAGCAGCGAUACUUAGAAGUAGUUCGCAUAUGUGCCUUGGAGCGAGACUUACAGUUGUUCCCGCACGGUGAUCAGACAAUAGUCGGCGAGCGAGGCAUCAGCCUGAGUGGAGGACAGAAAGCCAGAGUGAAUCUGGCUCGAGCGAUCUACAAGAAGAGUGAUAUUUACCUUCUAGACGAUCCGCUAUCAGCGGUUGACACUCACGUAGGGAAACACAUCUAUGAAAUGUGCAUAAGGAAGUUCCUGGCGGAUAAGGUGUGCGUCUUGGUGACGCACCAGUUGCAGUAUCUGAAUGACGUUCAGCACAUAAUAUUGAUGAGUGGAGGUCAAAUUGACGCUCAAGGUCCAUAUAGGGAAAUAAAGAGAACGAUGAUGGAUUCGAUUCUGGCACUGACUCCAGAGGAACCGCCAGAAAAAGAGAAAUUCGACUUUCAAGAGUUCACUGGUCAUAUUGAGCCGACUAACCUGGAUCAGGAGAAGCAGAUUGAAGAGAAAGAAUCUCAAGGCGAGGGUUCCGUUGAUUUCUCGGUGUACAAAACUUACGUCAGCGCGAUCAACAGCUACGGUUGGAUAUUCUUCAUCUCCGCUCUAAUAGUACUGGCACAAGUGUCCGUCAGCAGCGUGGACUACUUCCUAGCUAAGUGGGUUAACUGGGAAGAAUCGCUGGGCAACAUUACCCCGCAAGAGGGAUCCUCUUUCAAAGAGAAUCAAACCACCUACGAUCUCGCUGUGGAACCCACUCAGAUCAACAACACUCACCAACACGAACGACAGGAAUACAUCCUAACCUACACGAUCCUGAUUUCGAUCUUCAUCUACCUAGUCUUACAGCGAACGUUUUCGUUCUUCUACGCGGCUUUGAGGAUCUCGAGGAACCUUCAUGAUCGCAUGUUCCGUCGGCUGACGCGCGCCACAAUGCGCUUCUUCAACAACAACUCUUCCGGCCGGAUCCUGAACCGAUUCUCCAAAGACAUUGGUGCGAUCGACACAUCGCUGCCAAUGUCAUUACACGAAUGUCUGGUGAUCUUCCUGGAGAUAACCUCCGUCGUCGUGUUGGUUACGAUCGUCAACUACUGGUUCCUGCUCCCGACCGUGGUGGUCGCAACGAUCAUGUACCUUCUUCGCUGCGUCUACCUGGAUACAUCGCGAGCUGUCAAACGGAUUGAGUCGGUCAAUCGAUCACCGAUCUACGCGCACCUCAAUGCUACCCUUCAGGGGCUGUCCACGAUCAGAGCCUUCGGUGCGCAAACCGCGUUGCGGCGUGAAUUCAACCACCAUCUGGACGUGAACACUUCGGCGUGGUUCAUCUUUGCAACGACCACAAGGGCUUUCGCCCUAUGGUUGGACUUCGUCUGCGUGAUCUACAUUGCGAUGGUGACGCUGAGCUUUCUGGUGGCCGAACAGAACUUCCUGGGUGGCAGCGUUGGUCUGGCGAUCACGCAGGCUCUCAGCCUGAUCGGUAUGUGCCAGUGGGGUAUGCGACAGUCGGCCGAACUCGAGAAUGAAAUGGUUUCCGUGGAGAGGGUUAGUGAGUACAUGAGUUUGCCUGUGGAGUCGUCCCAGGAAACGGCUCCCGAUUGUCGUCCAAAGGGUAACUGGCCGAAUCAAGGGAUGAUAGAAUUCAUCAAUGUGAAUCUUAGGUACUCGGAAGAAGAGGAGACUGUGCUAAAGGAUUUGAAUUUUUCGAUUCUGGCAAAAGAGAAGAUCGGAAUUGUGGGUCGGACGGGUGCGGGAAAGUCCUCAUUGAUCCAGGCACUGUUUAGAUUAGCUCCGUACGAAGGUGUGAUCAGAAUUGACGGCGUUGAUAUCCAGACGCUGGGAUUGCGUGACUUGCGAAGUAAGAUAUCGAUCAUACCGCAGGAUCCGGUACUGUUCUCCGGCACAUUGAGGAGUAACUUGGAUCCGUUUGAGAAGAGUGACGAUGUGGAUUUAUGGAGUGCGCUGGAUCAAGUACAGCUGAAGCAGGUCGUCGAUUCUUUGGCCGGAGGACUCAAUUGUAAGAUUUCGGAUGGCGGCAACAACUUAAGUAUGGGUCAAAGGCAGUUGGUUUGUCUGGCUCGAGCGAUUCUCCGAAAUAACCGGAUUUUGGUGCUGGAUGAAGCCACCGCCAACGUGGAUUCAGAAACCGACGAUCUCAUCCAGGCGACGAUCCGCGAAAAGUUCGCCGACUGCACGGUGUUGACGAUUGCUCAUCGACUGCACACGAUCAUGGAUAGCGAUCGGGUAAUGGUGAUGGAUGCUGGGCGUGUGGUGGAAUUCGGCCAUCCGUAUGAUCUAUUGCGGGGUCUUGGCGACGGAUAUCUCCGUCGGUUGGUGGAUCAAAUGGGAGCGGAGAAUGCGGCUAUGCUAGGUCGCCUAGCCGAGGAAACAGAACACGAAUGCAAUGAUCAUCUAUCAGAGAUAAAUGAGGGACCAUCGAGAUAAAGAGAGAUCGAGACAAAGAACGCAUUUUUAAUGACUACUAGAUUGAAAACCACUCCGUUACCAGGAAAAUAAUAAACAAGCAGACGUCACAUCGUGCUCUCGAACUGUUUUGAAUCAGUGAAAUCGGGUCUAGUAACCUUUGAUAAUAGGAAUAUCGACAUACGGAGAGAAAAACUGGAACGGAAAUCAACCAAGUACACAUCGAGAUAGGGAGAUAUCGAGAUAUAGAGGAUAUCGAGAUACGGAGAGUGAAAAUGUAUGCAGAAUGAAGGGACCGAAGAAGUCAUCGACAUAGGGAGAGAUAUCGAGAUAUAGAACAGUGGACUGGAGAGUCGACUGUAUAUGCAUUUUAGGACUAUUUUUCAGAUUCAAUUUUACUGUAAUGAGUAAAGUAACAAAAUGUGUACAAUUUAGAUUGACAAUGCAAACCAGAAAGUCGGGUCGCCAUUUUAUCAAGUUUUCCACAGUAAUAAAAAUGUGUUAAACGAUUGAAAAACGUUUAUAUGUUCAAUAAAUGCGACUGGUUGCGGUGCAAUAAACGUGGAAAAAACAGUGGGCGAAUAUUUAGCUAGUGCUGUGACAAUCAAGUGGCCAAUAAUGUUCCUCUAGAUCCCCAAUUCCCUACCAAAUUGUCGAAAUGAAAUACAUAUUUGAUCAGAUUUAUAACAAUAAAAGAAUAAAAGUG